AUGGCGCGAAUGUUGGGCGCUGCUAGGUUGCUCUCCGUUCGAGUCGUGUACGGGCUGUUGCUUGCCCUGGUGCUGUUUGCCGCGCUCCACGUUGACGCCUUGCGGCAAGCGUCGCCCACCGGGCGACCGACGCGGGACCAGAUGCUCAAGGAGAUUAAGGUGGCCACGUCAGUCGUAAAGCAAAAGCCGGGCUAUAAGAGAGUCGCUACUCUAAUCCAAGUUGGACUCCCGAAAGCUCCGAAGAAGUAUGAUAUCACGAGGCUUUAUAACGGGACCCUCCUAGCAGGCAACGACAAUGCGGUGAAGGUGCUGUUGAAGAAAAUCGACGUGGCCAAACCCGCGGAUUUGGACAAGGUGUUUCGGAUGCUGCUACAAAUGACCCUCCAAGGCCGCUUCAACGACACUCUCUUGAAGAAGAAGCCCAUGGUUAAUUUUCCGACGAAUGGGGUGAGUCCCCUGAAGAAGAUGACACCGAAAAACGCGCCGCAGAUCACGUUCGGAGUGCCUGGGAGUCCAGCGACCACUUGGGCGACGAUGCUCACUCCGAAUCUGUACGUUGGGAAAUGGUUCACUGUGCAUGGCGUUAACUACUUCAUCAUUUAA
Molecule: messenger RNA, 603 nt
Organism: Closterium sp. Naga37s-1
Lineage: Eukaryota; Viridiplantae; Streptophyta; Zygnematophyceae; Desmidiales; Closteriaceae
Source: the annotation of a GenBank genome assembly